Arachis ipaensis is the source of this 980-nucleotide messenger RNA. The record is from RefSeq and is a predicted model, not a curated record. NCBI's taxonomy places the organism in Eukaryota, Viridiplantae, Streptophyta, Magnoliopsida, Fabales, Fabaceae.
AUGGCUGCAUGGUCAAUGUUGAUGUUUCUUGGUGAGGGUUGCUGUGUGGUUGUUGGGUGGAAUGGUAUGAUGUAUUUUGUGCAUUGUGGUAGGUCUAUUGUUGCUUGCUUGAUGGUUGGAGUUAUGGUUAUUGUAUUGGUUGGAUUGGUUGCUUCACAUGAGAUAUUUUCACAUGAGAGAAAAGAGAAAACAUUGGGAAUAAGGUACCCUGUAUGUUCAAUGGCAGCUAAAAGGCACAUAGCAUCCACUACAAGUAUCUUGGAUGUUAAUGGAGUAGGAAUGUCUAAUUUCUCAAUGCCAGCAAGACACCUCUUUAUGGAAAUUCAGAAGAUGGAUUGUAGUUACUAUCCUGAGACUCUUCAUAAGCUCUUUAUUAUCAAUGCUAGAUCUGGCUUCAAAAUGCUACGAAAAGCCGUUAAGACAUUCCUAGAUGUUCGCAUAGUAGCAAAAGUUCAAGUGUUAGGUUCUAAUUAUCUUAGUGUGUUACUUGAGGCUAUUGAUAUAAGUAAUUUGCUAAGUUUUUUGGGUGGUAAAUGCACAUGUUCUACUUAUGGAGGAUGCUUAAUGAGUGAUAGAAGUCCAUGGAAAAAUCAAGAUCUAGUAAAAAUGAUUAAGGUUUGGCAGUACUUGAAAAUGGCAUAUUUUUUAACUCUUUCAACAUCAAAAGGGUUGUGCUUUUACUUGGCAUGUAUGAAUAGUAGUUGAGAGAUAUAUAUCACUUAAUUUUGAAGGUAAUUUCUUUGAGAGAAGAGACGGAUAGUAAAAAUGAUUCAAAUAAUAGUGAUGUGGCUUAGUAUGGAGUAUGGAGUAUGAAAAUAAUGAUGUGGUUUCUCACAUGUGCCUCUCUUUGUUGAAAAUCAAGACAUUGAUCCUGGUUAGGAUUCUAAGGAGUUCAUCCUUUUAGAUUAAUUUAUUCUUUCAUUCUUUUUUUUUUCUUGGCUUUCUUACCGCUAUAAAACUUACAGUGAGUGGGUGCUGUU